UGGUCUUCCUCGGCGAGAAAGAUAUCGGCGGCAGCAUCAUGGAGCGGGGCAUGGACAUGGACGACGUCGUGCAUCGCCCGCUGCUCUUCGCGACGAAGGGCUACGCGUCGUCCCAGCUCCUCCUCGACGACGCGCAGCGGAAGCGCCGCCACCGCAACGACGUGGACGACGAUGGGCGGCUCGAGGACGCCAACCUGCAUGGGCCAUCGGCACCGCGCCUCCGACUUGAGACGCUUGGUUCGCGCGCGGCCAUGAUCGUGCUGGCCGCUUCGUACGUCUCGUUCUGUGUGGCUUUGGUCAUGGCGUACUUGUACAGCGAUGCGUACCUCCGGACCACGAUAGACUUGCCCGGCAAUGUGUGCCAGCCGACGACGCCGAUCGACACGCCAUGUACAUACAUCGACUACCACACAGCGAACGCAUGGUACGCAGCCAACGUGAGCAAUGUCUCGUGGUUGGCAGGCUCGAUGCAGCUGAGUAUUCUACCGGCCAACCUCACGCAGCACGAGCCGAGCUUCGUGCUCGAGUACGACGUGUCUGUCUACGGCGGGCGCUUCCCGUUCACCGAGCACGGCGCGCACAAGCCCAUCUUCCGCCUCGCGAACCAGAGCCUCUGGCUGCACUGCGCAGAGAAUGCAUGCGACGCCGCACCGCUCUUUGAUAUCUCCCAGGCGAACGAAGGCCUCGGAGGCAACGGGUACGGCUCGUACCUCAUUCUCGUCGUCUUCCACGGCUACUACCCGCACCUCUUUGCCCGCGACGUGCAGUACGCCUUUAGCUUCACGAAGCCCGCGGUCGUCGUCAGCCAGCUCAUCGUGCGCACCGCGCUGCUCUUGCUCUCGCUUGGCGCGCUUCCGUACUGGGUUCGGGCCGUGCCGGCGCCGCGGCUUCGUAUUCAGGCGCAGCUCUUCUGGGUCCUUGUCGUGCUCGUGCUGUGGCAGAACCCCGUGUUUGUCGUCGCCCAGUGGUUUGGCGACGUCUCGGACGCAACGCGCCUCAGCGCCAACAUUGUCCAAGCGUGGGCCAAUGCGAUUUUUCGCGGCCUCUGGCUCGUCAUGCUCGGCCACCCGGCGUCGACCACGACCCGCGUCUGGCCCAAGGUCCUCUUCGUGCUGCUCUUUGGCAGUCUCCAGACGAGCGAGAGCAUCUUGCGGCUGCCGUCGCUCUCGCCCGGCCACGAGCCGGAGGCCGAGACGGCGUACAUUGCGCUGGGAAUCGCGCUCCUCGUGCUCCACUGGUACUGGCUCGCGUGGGUAGUACAGACUGCGCUCGAGACGGCCGCGACGCUGCAGUCGUUCGUGUACAUGCUGUCCCGCCACGAACAGUUGAGCUUCCGCUUUCUCGUGUUCGAGUCGGUCUUGCUCUUGCUGCAGCUCUUGCUCGCCUCGGUCGUGCACGCGGUGCAGCUACUCGCUGCCGUCGUCUCGGCCGAAGGCAGUGCGUCCAUGGCGUCACUCCGACGCGCGUGCAUCGUCGUGCUCGGUUCCAUGGGCAACGACAUGCCGCAGCUUUCGUUCGUCAUCUUUUUUGCGGUCUUUGUGUCGCUGGUGCUCUGGGUGCACUUGCCCGCGCCGUCGAUCACUGCGACGUCAUCGCUCUUUGCGUCGACAGCGUUCUACGUGCACGAAAAGCACCAGCACAACAGACAACACGUGUUCUGCCUCGAGACGGCCGAGUGGCUCGUGCAAAUCGCGUGGCAGGCGUACUUCGACCCGAUCGGGAAUCCGUCGGCGUCCGGCGCCGGCGUCCAGACGCUCGACACCUUUGGCUUUGAGCUCAUCGCGCACCUGCGGCACGACCUCGUCGAUACGCACGCGGUCGUGUGCGUCAACCGCGAGACGCACCAGCUCAUCGUGGCAUUUCGCGGCUCGGUGAGCAAGGCGCACUGGAAGACAAACCUCCGAUUUCAUCAAGUGCCGCUCUGGAUGCACGCGAUCAGCGGUCGCGGCAAGCAGCGCCGUCGUCGAAGCUGCAAGGAGCGACUCCAGCUCUGCGCGGGACGUAUCCCGCUCCUCAACCUGGCGCUGCCCCGCGUCCACAGCGGGUUUUGGAAAGCGUACGCUGCGGUGCGCGACGACCUCAAGGAGACGCUGCGCCUCGUGCUGCAGGACGACCCGCACCUGCGCGUGUACGUCACGGGGCACAGCAUGGGCGGCGCGCUCGCUGUGCUCGCCGCGUACGACAUUGCGGCUCAUUUUGGCGCCACGCGCGUGUCCAUGUACAAUUUUGGCGGCCCGCGCGUCGGCAAUCCCGCCUUUGUGCGCCAGUACAACCGCACGGUGCCCGAGAGCUUCCGCGUCGUCUACGACGGCGACCUCGUGGCGGGCAUCCCGCGCUUUUGGGGCCUCUACGAACACGUUGGGCGCGAAGUGGCGAUCGACGGCGCGGGGAAUGUGCUGUUGGACCCGAGCUUCAUUGAGCGACGCCUCCUCGUGUCGUCCAAGACCAAGGUGGCAUCGCACGCGACGCUUGUGUACCGCAACGCCCUCCGCCUCUGCCUCGAUAACCUCCGCGACGAGUCCUAAGACGAGGCAUGCGUCGUUUCUUGGUUG
This is a messenger RNA of Saprolegnia diclina VS20, 2552 nucleotides long. RefSeq lists its product as hypothetical. The record is from RefSeq and is a predicted model, not a curated record. Lineage: Eukaryota; Oomycota; Saprolegniomycetes; Saprolegniales; Saprolegniaceae. Gene Ontology annotation, biological process: lipid metabolic process. The coding region runs from base 39 to 2525 and encodes 828 amino acids. The transcript is spliced from 6 exons.